Lasiodiplodia theobromae is the source of this 1638-nucleotide messenger RNA. RefSeq names its product Golgi TO endosome transporter. Gene Ontology annotation, biological process: Golgi to endosome transport; endocytosis. NCBI's taxonomy places the organism in Eukaryota, Fungi, Ascomycota, Dothideomycetes, Botryosphaeriales, Botryosphaeriaceae. Gene Ontology annotation, cellular component: endosome; plasma membrane; clathrin vesicle coat. Gene Ontology annotation, molecular function: phospholipid binding; clathrin binding. The coding region runs from base 1 to 1638 and encodes 545 amino acids. The record is from RefSeq and is a predicted model, not a curated record. The transcript has 5 exons.
AUGGAUCUCGACAGCCUCAAGGACAAAGUGAGCAACCUCACGCUCUACGACCUCAAGGCCGGCGUGCGCAAGGUCCAGAAUGCGGUCAUGAACUAUACCGAGAUGGAGGCGAAGGUGCGCGAGGCUACUAACAACGAGCCUUGGGGAGCAUCUUCGACUCUGAUGCAGGAGAUCGCGAAUGGAACCUAUAACUACCAGCUGCUCAACGAGAUCAUGCCCAUGAUCUACAAGCGUUUCACCGAGAAGUCAGCGGAGGAGUGGCGGCAAAUCUACAAGGCUCUCCAACUGCUCGAGUUCCUGAUCAAGAAUGGCUCCGAGCGUGUCAUCGACGACGCACGAUCCCACCUCUCGCUUCUCAAGAUGCUGCGCCAGUUCCACUACAUCGACAUGAACGGCAAGGACCAGGGUAUCAACGUGCGCAACCGAGCAAAGGAGCUGGGCGAGCUGCUUAGCGAUGUUGACCGCAUCCGUUCAGAGCGCAAGAAGGCCCGCGCUACCCGCAACAAGUACACUGGCGUUGAGGGCGGUGCCGGUAUGGGCUUCUCUUCCAACAACCGCUACAGUGGCUUCGGCAGCGAGACUGGUGGCUACAGUGGUGGCGGUGAUUACGGAGGUUUCAGUGGAGGUGUCUACGGUGACGGCGGUGGCUUCGGCGGCGAGAGAGACAGCGGAUACCAUGGCUCGGGCAGCAGGCGGGAUAGGUUCGAGGAGUACGAUGAGUACGAUGAAGGUGCGGUUGCAGCUCCCGGCAGGCGACAGGCCGACACGCAGCGGGCUGGUGUUAGAAGGGAGACCAGCGGCGGCGCUGCCAGCAAGAAGAAGGAGGAGCCUCCCAAACCCAAGCAGCCUGAAGUUGACCUCUUCUCCUUCGACGAUCCCGAACCCGUCCCUUCAGCGUCCAAUGGCAAGGCCCCCGCCACCAGCUCCGCUGCGGACGAUUUUGGCGCCAUGCAAUCCGGAGGUGCAGACGACGACGAUUUCGACGACUUCCAGUCUGCCACUCCGGCUCCCGCCGCCGCUCCAGCAGCAGCAGCGCCUGCCCCUGCAGCUGGCGGUUUCGGCGUUCUCACUCCUCCGCCCACCGCGCCAUCUGCCCAGCCAACCCAGUUCGCCGCACCACAGCCGCGUUCGGGUGCCCAGGCAUCCAACAUCAACGACCUGUUCUCCUCCAUCCACUCGCCCACGGGCAGCAUCUCUUCCGCGCGCCAGACCCCGGCCGCCACCGCCUCCUCCGCCUUCGCUCCGCCGCCCGCGCAGCAGCAGCCCGCCGGUUACGUCCCCAACCAGCCCAACUACUUCACUUCGGUGCCGGCUGCGUCAGGUCUUGCAACUCAGCAGACGGGCGGCAGCCUCGGCGGCAAGGGAUCCACGCCCGGCGUCCUGUCCCCAACGGGCAGCAUCGGCGGCGCCAAGAAACCCGCCGGCGGCGACGCCUUCUCCGACCUGCUCUCCGGCAUGGGCACGAAGAAGCCCGCCCAGUCGCAGCCCAAGGUCACCAUGGCGGACCUGGCCAAGCAAAAGACGAGCAGCGGUCUGUGGGGCGCGCCGGCCGCCGCCUCUCCCACGAUGCCUGCGGCUGGUGCUCCGCCGCAGGGCCAGAAGACCGGUAGCAGCGGGUUGGACGACCUUUUGGGUUGA